ACACGUGCCAACAAACAAGAUGGCGUGCGCACCAAGCACACAAGCGCAUCUUAGCCUUUCUUCUUCAACCUUCUUCGCAUAAAGAGUUCUGUUCAAGUUCUAUUUCAUCAUCAAAAACUUAUCCACUGCAAUUCGAUUCUCGAGGUGAAAUAAUACGAACUGAGUUCGUGUUGCGAUAAUCUCGGAAUUAAACAUGUUUUUUGAUGGAUAUGGAUAUCAUGGAACAUCAUUUGAGCAAACAUAUAGAUGUUACCCUGCAUCUUUUAUUGACAAGGCACAGAUAGAAAAUGGUGACAAAGUUAUAAUGCCACCAUCUGCUCUUGACCGCCUUGCAUCUCUUCAUAUUGAUUACCCAAUGUUGUUUGAGCUUCAAAAUGCUGCUGCGGAGCGGGUUUCCCACUGUGGGGUUCUGGAGUUCAUUGCAGAAGAAGGCAUGAUAUAUAUGCCUUACUGGAUGAUGGAGAAUUUGUUGUUACAAGAAGGAGAUUUUGUACGGGUGAAAAAUGUGACACUUCCUAAGGGUACAUAUGUUAAAUUGCAACCACACACUAAGGACUUCUUGGAUAUUUCAAAUCCAAAAGCUAUCUUGGAGACUACAUUGAGGAACUUUUCUUGCUUAACCACGGGGGAUAGUAUUAUGGUGGCUUACAAUAAUAAAAAGUACUACAUAGACAUCAUAGAGACGAAGCCUUCAAAUGCAAUAAGUAUUAUAGAAACUGAUUGUGAAGUGGACUUUGCUCCUCCUCUUGAUUACAAGGAGCCUGAAAAACCUGUCGCUUCUGUUCCAAAGGGCAAAGCACAGGCUGAAGGUGAGGAGCUUCCAGCUGAAGAACCAAAAUUCAAUGCUUUUACUGGUGUUGCCAGACGCUUGGAUGGAAGACCUCUGAAGAACCCAGCACCUCCGGUUUCAUCAUCAGGAUUGAAAGACAGGACAUCUGGUACUUCCAAUGGAGCCGGGCAAUCUUCCGCAUCCAGUUCCAGUUCACAAAGCACUAACCGUCAGUCUCAGGGAAAGCUUGUAUUUGGCUCAAAUGCAAAUCGGAAUCAAGAAGCUCAGAAGGACACUCCAAAAGAGACAAAGCAGGAGCCACCAAAGAAAGAAGAGCCGAAGUUUCAGCCAUUCUCCGGAAAGAAGUACUCCUUGAAGGGUUGAUUGUGUAUUAAUCGAAGCCUUGAAAUCAUUCGCAUGUUAAUCUAUGGUCAAAACUACAGUAAUUAUAUUAGAGUGGAACAUAGUGUGGUUAAAAGGUGUCCGACGGUUAUUUCUUGUUUCAAAUAUGAAGAAAUUAUAUUCUCUGCCCAACUUUAUUUA
This is a messenger RNA of Olea europaea var. sylvestris, 1312 nucleotides long. RefSeq names its product ubiquitin fusion degradation protein 1 homolog. Gene Ontology annotation, cellular component: VCP-NPL4-UFD1 AAA ATPase complex. Gene Ontology annotation, molecular function: polyubiquitin modification-dependent protein binding. The record is from RefSeq and is a predicted model, not a curated record. The transcript has 10 exons. NCBI's taxonomy places the organism in Eukaryota, Viridiplantae, Streptophyta, Magnoliopsida, Lamiales, Oleaceae. The coding region runs from base 194 to 1153 and encodes 319 amino acids.